Xenopus laevis (African clawed frog) is the source of this 6617-nucleotide messenger RNA. It is a transcript of the gene kmt2e.S, whose product is annotated as lysine (K)-specific methyltransferase 2E S homeolog. The record is from RefSeq and is a predicted model, not a curated record. The coding region runs from base 480 to 5852 and encodes 1790 amino acids. Gene Ontology annotation, cellular component: chromosome; nucleus; Rpd3L-Expanded complex. NCBI's taxonomy places the organism in Eukaryota, Metazoa, Chordata, Amphibia, Anura, Pipidae. The transcript has 26 exons. Gene Ontology annotation, biological process: regulation of gene expression; regulation of DNA-templated transcription; chromatin organization.
AUAGAGCCAGCGUAGGCUGAAACACGGGAGGAGCGGGGUUUGUACACAUUGGGGUUCUACUCACCACGGGCGCAACGAACAACGUUUUUAUUUCUUCUCCAACCGUACUUGCACACUGAAAUUAUCGCUUUCCUUCCUGGCAGCUUCUGCGUUUUACUUAUAUUGAUACUUAAUUGAUCAUUCGCCCGCAAAAUUUGGUUAACGGUACCGGGUACUGAUGCUGAUUUUCCAGUCACCAAACUAGUUGUCAGUGGGAGCGCUUCCGUAAUCGGGGUUUUAUUUAGUCCGGCCAAACCAAACCUGUUCCAUUAGGGGGUGUGUUCGUGGUGUAACGGGGUCCUCUCGUCUGGCGUUUGAUUACAGUAGGUUUGUGGAUGCACUUAGAUGUUUGCAAUGAGCACUGUGGCUGGCAUGCCCCAGUGGUUUCGCUCCCGAUGCAGAGGACUCCGUAGUAAUCGAAUCUUUCAAAAGCGAACGUCAUGAGUAUAGCGAUCCCUUUGCGGGUUGAGACAGCAGAAGCUCCGAAUCUGGAAAUGGCUGCAGGCUCAGAACCAGAAUCUGUAGAAGCUAGCCCUGUCAUCGUUGAUAAGUCAAAUAGUUAUCCACAUCAGUUAUAUACCAGCAGUUCUCAUCAUUCGCACAGUUAUAUUGGAUUGCCUUAUGCUGAUCACAACUAUGGUGCUCGUCCUCCACCAACACCUCCAGCCUCUCCUCCUCCUGUUCUUAGUAAGAAUGAAGUAAACAUAUUUACUGCUCCUAAUUUUGAUGAAACCUCCAGUGCUACAACAAUCAGUACUUCAGAAGAUGGGAGCUAUGGAACUGAUGUCACUAGAUGUAUCUGUGGUUUUACACAUGAUGAUGGAUAUAUGAUUUGUUGUGACAAAUGCAGUGUCUGGCAGCAUAUCGAUUGUAUGGCUAUUGACAGGCAAAAUAUUCCAGACAUCUACUUAUGUGAGCGUUGUCAGCCUAGAGCUUUGGAUAAAGAACGAGCCGUUUUACUUCAGCAGAAAAAGCGUGAACAUUUGUCAGAUGAUCUUCAAACCUGCUACAAUGGUAGAGGCAACAGCGGAAGCCUUUUAUCUGAUGGUGACACCAGUGCAACAGAAAGUUGUGAUGAAGUUCCUAUGGAACUGUACACUGCUUUCCAGCACACCCCAACAACCCUUACUCUCACUGCCACUAGAGUAAAUAAGGUUAAUGACAAAAAGAGGAAGAAAAGCGGUGAGAAGGAGCAGAAUAAUUCUAAAGUUAAGAAGGCUUUUCGUGAAGGAUCAAGAAAAUCAUCACGUGUUAAGGGCUCUGCUCCAGAAAUUGAACCCUUAGACAAUUAUGCUUUUGGAUGGGAGAAUAAAAUCAAGAUAUGGAUGGACCACUAUGAAGAAGCAAGCAAAAACCAAUACAGUGAAGGUGUCCAAAAAGAGGCACAAAGGAUUGCUUUGAGAUUCAGCAAUGAAAAUGAUAAAAAAGAACAGAUUAAGUCCAACUUUAACACCAGCAAUCUAAUUAUCAAACCACCGGUAGAGAGCUAUCUACAAAAGAACAAAAAAAUUUUGAAGGCUGCCAAAGACUUGCUUCCCGAAACACUAAUUAUAGAAUACAGGGGGAAAUUUUUGCUUCGGGAGCAAUUUGAAGCAAAUGGGUAUUUCUUUAAAAGGCCAUACCCUUUUAUUUUGUUUUAUUCUAAAUUUCAUGGAUUAGAAAUGUGUGUUGAUGCAAGAACAUUUGGAAAUGAGGCUCGGUUUAUACGACGUUCCUGUACUCCUAAUGCUGAGGUGCGGCAUGUUAUUGAAGAAGGAACAAUUCACCUAUAUAUAUACUCAAUUUCAAGCAUUCCAAAAGGGGCAGAAAUCACUAUUGCUUUUGAUUUUGAUUAUGUAAAUUGUAAAUAUAAGGUGGAUUGUGCAUGCCUGAAAGACAAUCCAGAUUGCCCAGUUCUCCGAUGCAGUACAGAGUCUACAGAAAAUAACAGUGGUUAUGAAACUAGAAGAAAAAAGGGGAAAAAAGAACUUUCAAAAGAACGAGAACCUCAAAACCAGAACAUUGUAAUAGAUUCAGAUGGCGCAAUUAACAAAUUUAAAGCAUCAGAUAAUAAGCAAAGAAAGCUCUCCCCUCUUAGACUGUCAAUAUCAAACAACCAGGAGCCAGAUAAUAAUGAUGAUGAUAUAGAAGAAAAAAGUCCUCUUAGCAAUGAAGUAGAAAUGGAAGCAGAGGAGCAGAUUGCAGAAAGGAAAAGGAAGAUGACAAGAGAAGAAAGAAAAAUGGAAGCUAUUCUGCAAGCUUUUGCAAGACUGGAGAAAAGAGAAAAAAGAAGAGAACAAGCUUUAGAAAGAAUCUGCACAUCCAAAACAGAUGUGAAAACAGAGACCAAGGACUUACAGAUAAUCAGUGAAACAGAGCUCCCGCAGGAACCAGUUAAGGAAGAACCUGCCAGCAAACCUACUCCUGCCAAAAUAAAUCGCACAAAGCAGCGAAAGAGUUUUACAAGAAGUAGAACUCAUAUUGGACAACAGCGUCGCCGACACCGGACUAUAAGUUCCUGCUCAGAUAUCCAGCCAUCUUCUCCAGAUAUUGAGGUUGUACCACAGCAGAGUGAAACAGAGAAUAAUGUUGUAACUGAAGAACCUCCCAACGAAAGCAGUGCUGAUAAUACAGAAGAAGUUACAGAGACAGAAUGUUGUGCUCAGAGCAAAUGUCCUAUAAAAUACCCAAAAACAAAAAAGCAUUUGGUCAAUGAGUGGUUAAAUGAAAAGCAUGACAAAACUGGCAAGCCUGGAGAGCUCAUGUUGGAAAAGCCUUUAAGAAUAACCACAGAUCCUGAAGUCCUUGCAACUCAGCUGAAUUCCUUACCAGGACUCAUCUAUAGUCCUCAUGUGUACACCACUCCUAAGCAUUAUAUUAGAUUUACAUCACCAUUCCUUUCUGAGAAAAAGAAGAAGAAAAAUGAAGAAAAUGUUUCCAACUGUUGCAAAAAGCGUUGGUUGAAGAAAGCUCUGGAAGAAGAAAAUGCACCAUCGGUUAAUGCACUUGGUUCUCCUGCUCAGGACCGAUCUCAAAGUCCGGUUGUAAUAAAUGAAAGUAAAUGCCAUCUAAUAUUGAAUGGCAGCUCUCCACUGACAGAUUUUACAACUCCAUUGAAGAAACGAAGGUUGUUUAGUUUUUUGGAUUGCAGUUAUUCCGAAAAUUCAACACCAGUUGCAUCUCCUUAUGCUACCCCUACGCAUACUGAUAUUGCUUCCACGGAUCCAUUUACUACUCCACCCAGGGUAAAAGCAGAAGAGGAGAUUUGUCGCAACGGUUGCAAGCAAACUUAUUCACCAGUUACUCCUGUUCCAUCCUGCCUGCGUGGAAACAACAUGCAUUUUGAGAGUAUUUCUUCACCUGAUAGUUCGCCAGAAGUGAAUCGAAGAUCUUUUUGUCAGGAAGGGAACGACCGGGCAUCUACAUCUCUGAAUUCUUCUUUCAGAAAUACAAGCUUGUCUGAAGUGGGGCUGCAAGAAAUAAAGACUUUUGGCUACUGUAGCCCUAGGAAUAGGACAGAUGUUUCUGCUCCGUGUACUGGUGAAACUGAUGCUGGACCAGAGGUCCAUUUUGAAGUAGACAUAAAUGAACAUAGCUCUUUGCAAAAGGUCAUGGAGCCUCCACAGGAUAGGACUGAUUUAAAUAGCCUGCAGGAAACUGCUCAUAGUGGACAAUGCACCAUGUAUCCAACUUGGAUUAAAAGUCCAAACAGGACUGGGGUGAACUUCUUAUCUGUCAAUUCUAAUUUAAGAGAUUUAACCCCUUCUCACCAGCUGGAAGUUGGUGGUGGAUUCAGAAUGAAUGAAUCAAAAUGCCUGAUCCCAGAAGAUACUCGGGCUGUUUUUAUAGAUGGGCCUAUCUUCUGUUCUGCAGAAGAAAGAAUUGUGGCUGGAUUUGGAAGAUCUCUUGUUGGCGAUGGGAUAUUAGAUGGAAACGGGACACCACUUAUUCCUCCUCAGAAGAAAAAGGUGUCAUUGCUGGAAUACAGAAAAAGACAGAGAGAAGCUAGAAAAAGUGGCUCUAAGCAGGAGAAUUUAUCUCUGGUCACUUUGUCUCCCCAUCCGGAUGGUCUUGCUGGCAGCUGCAUCCCUUCUGAAAGCUGCAAUGUUGUGUUGGAGAGUUUUGAUCAGAAUGAUAGUAGCACUUGGUUAACACUGCCACCUGAAGUCCAGUCUGUUACUUUUGAAGAAACAGAGCAAUCGACUCUAGUAACAGACACCACAGCCACUGAAAAAAAUGAUCCUGAAGUCCAGUGGACUGCAUCAACAUGUGUUGAACAAGUCAGAGAGAGAAGCUAUCAAAGAGCAUUGCUACUGAGUGACCACAGAAAGGACAAAGAUGAUGCCGACUUGGAAAGUGGGGGCCCUGUUCAUGCCAAGGAAUGCCAGUCACCAGACAUAUCCAAUAAGAAUUGUAUAAGUCCUACACAGAAUAAGUCCUGUUCUCUGGUGCCUAAUUUAGCCCAUGGAAAGACACCCUCAAAGCUAGAUCCUGCCCAAGACACCAUGGUGAAUGCAUCAACAACUGCUGAUGUGAACUUGUGUAACACAGACUCUCAGCAGAAAGCGCUCCUUUCUAAGUGUCACAUGCCUCAUUCUCAGAAGCUACCUUCUACACCUUUAAAGUUGCAUUGUCCGUCAUCUCCUCAUCUUGAACAACCUCCAAAAUGCUCGACACCAGUACAACAUGGUUAUCUUUCGCCAAAGCCUCAUUCACAAAAAAUAGGUUCUCCAUAUAGACCACAUCAUUCCCAACAGCUUCAGGCGGGGACACCCCAAAGAGAGACUCAUACAAACUUUUACCCUGUAGUGCAAAGCCUUCAGCCUGCAAAUCUCCAGCCAGCCAGUGGGCAGUUGUUUUCCCAGACCCAACCAGGGCAGUGCUCCACUGUUUAUACUUCCUUUAAUCAACAGGCUGUCAGCAGUCCUGCUCCACCUCCCCCACCUCCAACAGCAACUUAUUAUCAAAACCAGCAGCCCUCAAUCAACUUCCAGAACUACAAUCCGAUAAAAGGAGCUGUUGCCCAACAAACUGUGUUUACACCUGGUCCGAAUCAAGGUCAUCCUACUACAGCAGGACAACCAGCAAUUCAAGGACACCAUGUAACUUCGGGACAUUAUUUGCCUUCUCAGAGCCCUAAUGUACAUCUCCAAGCUACAGGGGUUCCACCGCCCCCACCACCACCUGUAGCAAACUGCCAUCAGCAGCAGCACUCUGUUCAACAUGUUACAAGUCCAGUUCAUACAGUUCCAGUAGUGAGUAGCUCACAUAUUCAUUCUCAGACAUCUGGGCAUAAUUUACCUCCACCGCCCCCUCCACCUCCUGGCCCAAAUCCUCAUCAUUCGCAUCUUCAGCAUGUAGCAGCGGGGCACCAAGGCCUGCAAGCGCAGCACCAGCAUGUUUUAAAUACAGUUCCUCCACCACCCCCACCACCGCCUCCACCACCGCCGCAAGCAACAAAUGUUUUGGGUGGUGUUGGAAAUCUGACGGCAUCAGCACAAGGAAUGCAUAUGCAAACUCAUCAAGGACCUCCUAUUUUCUCUUCAGGAGCUCAUCCUAGUGUAGCGCCGUAUUCAACACAAGCUGCACAUCAUAACCAAGUUGGACCUGUAGCGCAGCACCAGUCACUUCCUGGCCAGAACUCUCAUAUUCAGACACAAGGACCAAACAGUAUUGCAGCACCUGCAGCUUUUUGUCCGCAUCCGAGCUCCGUCCUUGUCCAUGGAGUUCAAGGAUCUCAGCCGUCAUCAACGGUGCCUGGGCAGGUUCCUAUUCACAGGCCACAGGUACCUCCAACCUUCCAAAAUAACUACCAUGGCUCAGGAUGGCAUUAGAAUUGGAUAAUCUGUGUGUUAACAUUUUUAAAUGUUGUGUAAAGUGUAUAUUUUAUAUGUACCUUAUAAAGGUACUUUUUAUGGCCUGUAUAUGAAACUUUGUACAAAUUUCAAUUCCAGUGCGUUUCAUUGUACUUUUUUCCUUCCGAUUUUGUUUUUAAAGUCCCUGAGAACUGUGUGUUUUUUAAGCCAGUAUUGACUAAACAUUCCAGUUUUGUUCUCAUUGUCUUUCCUUUACGGCAGUAGCGUGAAUACUGCGGAACUUGUACAUUUGCUUGUCUCGAUCUCCACUGUGUGUGUUUGUACAUGUGGCACUGACCGGUCUCCCCUCAGCCUCCUCUUGUGCCACGUGUGGGACUAUGUUGAGAAAUCUGCACCCAUUCAGUUUCCAUUCGUUAUAUACAGCAUUGUAAAUGAAUGUAUAGUUCUGUUUUAACAACUUGACUUCAUUAGAAGUUCUGUAAAUACUGUAUUUUGCUUGUAUAUGGCUGAAAGCUUCCACCUCAUUUGAUAAAACAUUGUACAGAAUAUAUAUUUUUUUUUUGCAAACUAUAAUCUUUGUGGAAGUAGUACAUUAUAUAACAUGUCAUUUUUGUAAUAUACGGUCACAUUACAGCACUGGUUGGGCAUUUUAAUUCAUGUUAAUAAAUCACGAUUGUCAGUUUUAUCAGGUUAGUCCUUUCAUACAUUUUACAAAUGCAAAUUGAUGCAUAAAUACAGCACUUAAAAUGUAUAUUAAAAUUCCGUCUCGGCAGUUUUAUUUUC